Molecule: messenger RNA, 2910 nt
Organism: Exophiala xenobiotica
Lineage: Eukaryota; Fungi; Ascomycota; Eurotiomycetes; Chaetothyriales; Herpotrichiellaceae
Exons: 3
Coding region: 505-2748 (747 amino acids)
Biological process (GO): protein deubiquitination
Cellular component (GO): cytosol; nucleus
Molecular function (GO): protein binding
Source: RefSeq, a predicted model, not a curated record
ACAGCAUUAUUUCACAGCGCCUCUUCUCAACUGUCACUUAUUGUUCCGACGGUGUGCUGUUAAUACACGAUCGACUAGAUAAAUUACAUCCGUCUCUCCAGCCUUCAUUACGGCGUGGAUAGCCAUACUCGCUAUCACACCUCCCAUGCGCCCAAUCCUACCCAGUCCGUCACGCACUCUCCUCUCGACAUGGCGGCCACACAGGAUCAGAUCGCUCAAGUGGUCGGAAUAACACAAGCAGACGAGGCAGGAGCUAGGAUUUUGCUUCGGGUGAGACCAUUGAGCAGCCAGAAAAAGAGGAAGCCAUGCUGAGGCCGAGACCGCAGAAAUUCAACAACGACGUCAAUGCGGCUAUAAAUGCGUACUUCGAAGAUCCAGUAGGCUCUCUGAAAGAGCCAGUGAGUCUCCAUGAUAUCCCAGCCAUAGGCGUUGCUCAUGUUCCGAUAGCCACCUGCAAAUCAAUGGCAGGAGCAGGACAAUAUUCCAUAUGCAGAUGACUCUAGUAUGGGAGGUAUGCCCGCUAUGUCACGCCCACCCUCGAGAACAGAUCAUGGUAGAUCGUUCGUGGAUCUAUCGUAUGAUCACGCUGAAGCUUUUGCAUCAGAUGCAAAGACUCUGAGAGAACAAGAAGAAAUGAACGAUCCAGCGAUCCAACGUGCAAUGGCAGAAUCCCUGCAGCAAAACUUACCAGCGCAAGAGAACGGAGUGACCAGCACAGGGGCGCAUUUUGGUCCUGCAAAACGAGAGUACUAUGAGCCCUCCAGCUGGGCUCUCACCACAUUCUCCACGGCGCGUGAGAUCAUCGAUCACCCACCCCCUUCGAAACGGCGCCGCAUCGACGACGAGCCAGCUUUUCUACGCGGUCCAAAGGAAACAGACUACCUUGCUCCAAUGUUGACCAUCUACCACAGCAUACCUCUGGCUCGCGAAGCUAUGCUUAUGCCCAGUCUCAAGAUCCAUGCCUACGGCCAUGAAAACAGCUGGUGGUCAGGGACAACGGAUGAAAACGUCAAGGCCCUGUCGACGGACAGCACUCUGCGCAUCGACCGAGACGAAUGCAAUGUACUUGCAGAGGUCCAGUGUUUGAUGGCCUUCCUCGAUAGAACGAAUCGUGCUUAUGGCAGUGUCGAUGCGCUGGCCGAUCUCCAAAAGGUUCGCAGAAGUAAAGACAGUUCGUCAUUCCUUCGUGUGAUGCAGGCGUGGAGCACAGCAGCACUCCGACAGGACCCGAGCGAACAGUUGACGCAGGUCUUCACCUCUACCGCUGUGAAAGACGAUGGCUCUGGGAACAACCGACAGGAGGAAAACAUGGUAUGCGUGGAGCCAUUCAUCAACCCUGCUCUAGGUCAGACACUAGUAGAUAUUCUCGACACUACCGUCUGGGAUGAUGAGAGGGGAAACAUUGACGACGUCUGGAUUGAUCAUGCUGCUGAGAUCUUUACCAUACGCAUCCGCGAUCCUAAUCCGGGCAAAGCCGGGCUCAACUUAAGCCUGGAUCCUGUAUGGUACCCGGACCGCUAUAUGCAUGAGUGCAGAGAAGCGACCAUGCAAAUAAGAAAGCAAUUGCAACAUCUACGCCGGGACAUCGAGCAGUGUACGGCCAUCCAGCGGCGGUGCGACAUUGCCAAAGUGCCUGAUAACAGGGUCCUGAUGACGCGAGAGGUACUUGACGCAGCUGCUAAAGCUUCAGCUGGAGUGAUUGGGAAAACAUCGAUCUCUCAUGGACUAUAUGAUGGUCAAGGAGCCAUAUCAGAAGAUGCUGUGAGUGCGGCUGAUGUUGAGGAAGUCCGCCAAGAACUGCAAAGUAUCCUUCGGCGCAUCGAGCAGAAGUCGCAACAAUUGGAACAGAGGAAAGCUGGACUACGGCUCACGAUGCGCAAGAUCGCUUCACAGCUGACGCAGCCUACUCCGGAGAGCCCUAAUCUUCCGCGCCGCAAAUAUACCUUGCAGGGCGUGUCGACGAAGACCAACAUCACUUAUGUCCGCCGGCCGAGCCAAGACCUGCUGCAUCUGGAUGACGAGGAGUCUAGCUCCGAGGAUCCAGAGAGUCAGUGGUGGAAAAUGGCAUGGUUGCAAGACGAGGAUGCCAAUGCAGCACCGGUUGCAGGACCUAUCACGCGAGAACAAGCGGAGGCAGGGCAAAACAAUCCUUUGGGUCCUAGUGCCGCGGCUGGUGACGGUUCACGACCAUACACAGUCCUCAAAAUUACCGAGAAGGAGGUUCUUGAAGCUGUGAGAAGCGAACAUCAGUCCGUGCUCCUCGUAUACGCCAAUGAGAACGCAAUGAGGUUCAAAGGAAGUGAACUCAGCCUUCCACUCAGGCGUUUCGUGGAACGCGACAAUCAGGCUUUCUCUGAGGAGUUACGAGAAGAAGAAGGCACACCAAUUGAUCAAUCUGUUGACGUCGAGGCUGAGACGGAGUUCGAGGACGUGCCUUUGAUUGAUCAAACUGGAUCGAGCAGCUCCGUCCGUGAAUUCACCCCGAAGUCGACCUCGAGUCCAGGUGUACGUGAUGAAGACGGACAGCCUUCGCCGAAACGAGCGAAAGAAGGUAACGGCUCCCACUCAGAGUUGCCGCCGUCAUAUGAAGACAGUGUGGGCAAACCCGAGAUGCAGGAGCGGAAGGUAAACAAGAUUGGCUUAUACGCCGAACAGAUGCUUCAGAAGUAUGGGGGCGAUGUUGCUUGGGGAGCUGAAGGAAAAGUCGAUAGAGGAGAAGACCUCAUGCAUAUCGAGCACUCGGGAUAGCAAUUGUCGAAGGGUGGGUUACACAAUUGGCGGGAAUGCCCAUAAUCCGGGUUUCAGCUGCAUUCUCACGGAAAUCCUCUUGCUGUUACACAGCAGACCGUUGAGGGCAGCCGCCGACUUUCCAGAAAUUCCAGGUUGACAGACAAUCUACUACUGAAAGAC